This is a messenger RNA of Adineta steineri, 1764 nucleotides long. The record is from the annotation of a GenBank genome assembly. Lineage: Eukaryota; Metazoa; Rotifera; Eurotatoria; Adinetida; Adinetidae.
AUGGCUUUACAUAAGUUUCCAAAAUCAAAAUCAUUUGAUGUUGAUUAUUGUGGUUGUACAGCAGCGACGUUACUUUUAAAUGAAUCAUCAAUACGAGAUGCAAUUAAUUUUAUUCGACAAAUGAAAUCUAAACAAGAAUUUAUCAAAACAAGAUUAUCUGUAGCGAAAGAUGGUGUUAAAAUUAUUUAUGAUGAUGAACAAAACUAUUCUACAUAUGUACCAGCACAUAUGAUUGCUGGUUCGAUUAAUGGAAAAUCUUCUUUAAAUGAUACUAUUGGUGUUGUCUAUAUAUCACCACUAACUGGUCGUCAUUAUCCAGCAUUUGUACAUGUAUAUCGAUGUGAUUCAUCACGUGCUGCUCAUAAAUUAUUAAUUCGUCUUCGUGCUUAUAUAAUUACCGAAAGUCGUCGUUCAGAAAUUCAACAACUUGAACAGAAAUUAGUUCUUCAUAAAUUACUUAAUUCUGAUCAUAAUAAUAUUUCAAAAAAACAAUCACAAUCACCAAAUACAACAACUUUAGAAUCAAAUAAAACAAAUACAGGUAUUUCAUCUUCAUCAACAAGUAGUAAUAGUCGAUUAGAUAAAAUUGAUCCAGUUAAAUCAAUUACAGAAGAAUUACAAAAGAAAAUUGAUUCUCAAGAACCACUAUUAUUUCCGCCAAAAGAUUAUGAUACAGUACAUGCUGGUCAUGGAAAUAUUCAACGAGCUCAAGCAUGGAAAAGUAGAGAGCCAACAAUUAUCGGUUAUACACCAAUUGAUCCUGAUAAUCAUCGAACACGACAUCAAAUAUCUACAAAUCAUCUCUCAUCAGUUAAUAAAUCUAAUACAGAUGAAUCAAGAAAAUCAAACUCAAGUCAUGAUAUUCUUGGAAAUAAUGGUAGACCACGUUUUUCAACACAGAGAAGUGAUACAACUAUUGAUGCGGUCGAAGCUGUUAGUUUAGCUUUUGACUUUCUUAAAGAUGAAACAGGUUCAAUAACAACUGAUAAUGAAGGUAAUAUAGAACCUAUUGAAACAGAACAACAAGACAAACCACCAAUUUUUCGUUUUCGACCACCACAAAUUACAGCUAUUACUAAAAAAAUUUUUACUCGUAACAAUAAUUAUGAAUUACAAAAUGACUUACCUCAUCAGAAUUUAUCACCGAAAAAUGAUUUAGAUAAUUAUUAUAAUAAUACUCAUUAUCAUCAACAUCCACAAAUGCCAAAUGGACAUCGAACUCGUUCCGAAACAAAUCUACGUUACGAUCCAAAACCUAGAAUGCAUCUCAGUCCUCGUUAUGAAAAUCGUCUUGUUAAUAGAAGUGGUGCACCUAUUUCAACAAAUCCACUUUGGACAUCUACAUCACCAGUAAUGAUCGGUUCACAACCAAAUUUAUUAACACGUCAUAGUCCAAUACUUCAAGUACCUGUUCAUCGAAAUCUAAGUCCACCAAUAGAACGAAGAAUGACUUCAGCAGCACCGUUACAACAUCCUCUUUAUGUUAUCAAUUCUAAUCAUAAAUCAUCAGCAAAUAUACAUCAGCAGGAAAAUCAACAAAAACGACCUGGACAACUACCAACACCAUCGAAUUCAAAUAAAAAACAAUCAACACAAUUACAAACUCUCGAUACAAAUGAGUUUAUUUUACGUGCUUCCAAUGGAGUAUUGUUAAAAAAUUCACAAUAUUCAAAUCGAUCUACACCAGGUAUAUCACGAGAUUAUAGAACUCAUUCGAUCGAUGUAAUUAGCAAUAGUAAUACUAUGCUUGAUGUAUAUUAUUGA